Molecule: messenger RNA, 1450 nt
Organism: Lepisosteus oculatus (spotted gar)
Lineage: Eukaryota; Metazoa; Chordata; Actinopteri; Semionotiformes; Lepisosteidae
Gene: jkamp
Product: jnk1/mapk8 associated membrane protein
Biological process (GO): response to unfolded protein
Cellular component (GO): membrane
Molecular function (GO): ubiquitin protein ligase binding
Source: RefSeq, a predicted model, not a curated record
AGUAGGUUUCGUCACUUCCGGUUUUUAGCGCUGAAGGCUGUGUUGUGGAAAAGGUGGAGCAGUGUGAUGUUUUGGUCUCGUUAGGUCAGGGCAUUUUUUAGAUCAUUAUUAUGGCCGUGGAGAUGAGUUCCACCUGCCCGGGGUUAUACUGUGGGAAAAGCUCUCUCAACGGCUCUCUAGGGGAAUGUGGGGUUUGUCCGCGGGGCGAACGGACCAACGAGCAGAGUAUUUGCCAGAGGUGUGUGGAGUCUCCGGAGCUGUAUGACUGGCUGUAUCUCGGCUUCAUGGCUAUGCUCCCUCUGGUGCUUCACUGGUUCUUCAUCGAGUGGUAUUCUGGGAAGAAAAGCUCCAGUGCCCUUUUUCAACACAUCACUGCAUUGUUUGAAUGCAGUGCUGCUGCAGUCGUCACACUCAUAGUAAAUGAUCCAGUUGGACAGCUUUCUAUCAGGUCCUGCAAGGUUAAAAUGCUUUCCGACUGGUACACAAUGCUCUACAACCCAAGUCCUGAUUAUGUCAAUACACUUCAUUGUACCCAGGAAGCGGUUUUUCCUUUGUAUACAAUAGUGUUCAUAUACUAUGCUUUCUGCUUGAUGUUCAUGAUGCUGCUAAGACCUCUUCUGGUUAAGAAGAUAGCCUGUGGUUUAGGAAAAUCAGACCGCUUUAAAAGCAUUUAUGCUGCAUUAUACUUCUUCCCAAUUCUGACAGUACUACAGGCUGUAGGUGGAGGCCUUCUUUAUUACGCAUUUCCAUACAUUAUCUUGGUUUUGUCCUUGGUUACCCUGGCAGUUUAUAUGUCAGCCUCGGAAAUUCAGUCUUUCAAGAAUCUAAUUGCCAAGAAGAAGAGACUUGUUGUUCUUUUCAGUCACUGGUUGCUCCACGCAUAUGGAAUCAUCUCUAUAUCGAGGCUAGACAAACUGGAACAAGAUCUCCCUCUCUUAGCUUUAGUGCCUGGACCUGCUCUCUUUUAUAUUCUAACUGCUAAGUAUACAGAACCCAAUAGGAUCUUGUCUGAAGGAGGGAAUGGACAUUAAUCAACAUGAACAAAUCAUAAAUGUGCUACUCCAAACCAGGAUUUCUUUGUUUACCUUUCUCCCUAAUGCAAGUAAUGCAUACAUUUUGGAGACUUCUGUUCUUUUCAAGUCAUGUAUAUAUUUGUAUAAUGCAAAUCUGCUUAUAAUGUAAAAAAUCAUGCAGAAUAUUGUAUGUUCAGAUUCUAUGAUAUGUACAGUAUAUGAAUGCAUGUUUAGGGAAGUAAAUUUGCAGUUAUCUACCUUAGGCUGUAUUAUACUUAAUUGCGGUCCAUGUAAAUAUCUUUGGGAAGCCAUGGACUCCUAUCUGAACGGUCUUAUAUCGAGUUGAUAGUCCUAGUGCGAUCAAAGUCAGUGAUGUAGUUAUAUUGUUUUGCAUUCUGUUUUUAUGUGUGUGGUGCAAUAAAGUAAUACGUGAAGAA